Mesitornis unicolor (brown roatelo) is the source of this 1722-nucleotide messenger RNA. Its product is annotated as sn1-specific diacylglycerol lipase alpha-like. NCBI's taxonomy places the organism in Eukaryota, Metazoa, Chordata, Aves, Mesitornithiformes, Mesitornithidae. The transcript is spliced from 7 exons. The annotation marks the transcript as partial. Gene Ontology annotation, biological process: lipid metabolic process. Gene Ontology annotation, cellular component: dendrite membrane; postsynaptic membrane. The record is from RefSeq and is a predicted model, not a curated record.
GGGAGAGGAACAAAACACUAUGGCCUGAUUGUGGUUGGUCAUUCCCUAGGGGCUGGCACGGCUGCCAUCCUGUCCUUCCUCUUGCGUCCGCAGUACCCAUCACUGAAGUGCUUUGCCUAUUCUCCCCCAGGUGGGCUGCUGAGUGAGGAUGCCAUGGAGUACUCAAAAGAGUUUGUGACUGCAGUCGUGCUUGGCAAAGAUCUAGUGCCCAGAAUUGGUCUCUCUCAGCUGGAGGGAUUUCGCCGGCAGCUUCUGGAUGUUCUUCAAAGAAGUAACAAACCCAAGUGGCGAAUCAUUGUGGGUGCUACAAAAUGCAUCCCCAAGUCAGAGCUCCCUGAAGAGACAGAAGAAAAUUCAGUAACGAGCAAUCGCCUCUGGACCCACCCCAGCGAUCUGACUAUUGCCCUGUCUGCGAGCACCCCGCUUUACCCACCUGGUCGCAUCAUCCACGUGGUGCACAAUCAUCCCGCAGAGCAGUGCUGUUGCUGUGAUCAAGAGGAUCCCACUUACUUUGCUAUCUGGGGUGACAAUAAAGCGUUUAAUGAGGUGAUCAUCUCGCCAGCGAUGUUGCACGAACACCUCCCAUAUGUGGUCAUGGAAGGGCUCAACAAGGUCUUGGAGAAUUACAACAAGGGGAAAACAGCUUUACUUUCUGCAGCCAAAGUGAUGGUGAGUCCUACAGAAGUGGAUCUCACCCCAGAGUUGAUCUUCCAGAGUCAGCCCUUGCCUAGUGGACCCUCAGUGCAGAUUGGAACUGGAGCUAUUACAGUGGACAGAAGGAACAGCAGUACUAAGAGCAAGUCCCAUUCUGAGAUUAGCUUGGAGGGGUUUUAUGAGACGAAGCCACUUUCUCCCGUGCAGAAAGACCCGGUGGAGCUGCUUCUCCUGGAUACAAAGGAACGGCUGUCAGUGGAGCUGCAGGACCGUCGUGCCCCUCUUGCAACCAUGGAGAGCCUUUCGGACAAUGAAUCCAUUUACAGCUUUGAUUCAAGGCGCUCCUCUGGUUUUCGGAGCAUCCGAGGCUCCCCCAGCCUCCAUGCUGUCAUGGAGAAGGAUGAGACGCACUGCUUUUAUAUAGACCCUGUUAUCCCUGAGGAGAACCCCUCCCUCAGCUCGCGGACAGAGCUGCUGGCUGCUGAUAGCCUCUCCAAGCACUCCCAGGAGACUCAGCCCCCCGACAAUGUGCUCAACAGCGGUGGCACUACCCCGCAGCGACGCUGCAGUGAGGAGGGGGCCAGCAGUGAAGGGGACCGCGUUUCCUUAGCCCCUCGUGAGGAGCUGUCCCUCCAGAAUGGACGGCUUACUGAUGUUCCCAGUCCCCAAGUGCUGGAGUUUGCUGAGUUCAUAGACAGCCUCUUUAAUUUGGAUAGCAAAAGCAGCUCUUUCCAGGACAUCUACUGCAUGAUGGUGUCAGACAGCUCCAGUGACUUUGCAGAGAUGCCCAAGUCCGUCAGUGAUCAGGAGAUCCUGUUGAGGGCACAAUAUGAACCAAACCUAGUCCCAAAGCCCCCAAGGUUGUUUGCAGGCUCAACAGAUCCUUCAUCAGGCAUCUCUGUCUCCCCCUCUUUCCCCCUUAGUUCAUCUGGAGAACUCAUGGACAUCACUCCCACAGGUGUGAGCAGCCAGGAGUGCCUGGCCACUGACAAAAUCCGGACUUCCACCCCCUCUGGGCACGUAACCAGCCCUGCCAAGCAGGACGACCUCAUGAUUUCAGCCCUCUAG